This is a messenger RNA of Pecten maximus, 2362 nucleotides long. RefSeq names its product mucin-5AC-like. Lineage: Eukaryota; Metazoa; Mollusca; Bivalvia; Pectinida; Pectinidae. The transcript has 4 exons. The record is from RefSeq and is a predicted model, not a curated record. Bases 250 to 1395 code for a protein of 381 amino acids.
AACAAUAUACCCUUAAAUGAUUGUGUCGGGAGGGAGGAUCUUGGGAGGAGGUCGCAGAGGUCUAGCCUGCACCUUACGUGUUCGGGCAUUAAAAGGGGUUAAUUCACCAACAGCGCUCAUAACACAGAAAGACUCUGACACAUUCCACACCCGUAAAACAAGUAUCGGACCAAGUUUAUCGGUAUCAAAACAACGCUUAAAAGUGUAAAGUAACACAUUAAACGCACCGGGUAUCACCAGUCCGGACGUAUGGAGAUGAAUUGUAAUAUGAAGGUGCUGUGCCUGCUAUUCGCAACAGUGGUGACCGUUAGAGGCCAUGGUCGACUAUGGGAACCACCCUCUCGUUCGUCGAUGUUCAGGCGAGGGUACACCACCCCUCCUAACUACAACGACAAUCAACUCAACUGUGGUGGUUUUGCGAAUCAAUGGAGUGCCCCGAACAGAGGUAAAUGUGGUAUAUGUGGCGAUCCAUACAACGGUGACCGUCUGAACGAGGCUGGCGGCAAAUACGCCACUGGGCUGAUAACCCGGAAGUAUUUGGAGGGUCAGACCAUCGACAUUGAUGUGCAAGUAACUGCUAAUCACUUGGGAUGGUUCGAAUUUCGUAUUUGUCCAAAUAACAACGUCAAGAAAGCCGCAACACAAAAAUGCCUUGAUCAGCAUGUCCUGCAGUUGGCUGAUAGAAGUGGCACCAAGUAUUAUAUAUCCAGCGACGUUGGCCAUUACAAAAUGAAAUACACACUUCCGACCGGCCUAGCCUGCACGCAGUGCGUGUUGCAAUGGAAAUGGCAUGUUGGCAACAGUUGGGGGACGGACCCAGACGGCCGAAGUGGGAUCGGAUUUGGGCCACAAGAGGAGUUUUAUGGGUGUUCUGAUGUGGCUAUACAGGGGUCAGAUACCGUGAAGCCAAUGACCACAUCAAAUGUACAUAAACCCACAACUACCACUGAUAAAAUCACAACUACUACUCCUAGACCAACUACUACCACUGCUAAACCAACUACUACCACUACCAAACCCACAACUACUACUCCUAAGCCAACAACAACUACUCCUACACCAACUACUACCACUGCUAAACCAACAACUACCACUGCUAAACCAACAACUACCACUGCUAAACCAACAACUACCACUGCUAAACCAACGACUACCACUGCUAAAUCAACGACUACCACUCAUGGACCGACAACUACUCCGAAACCGACAACGACAAAUCCCAUGCUGACUUCAAAACAAGAAACAAACAAAGGAGAUCCGGCUGCGGCUGCGCAAAGUAGUACCUGCAUAGUAGUUGUGUCGCCUGUGUACUCUCAAGUUCCUGGGAUGUUGAAGUGGUGUCGAAUGAACUGCGCUAGAGGCUAUUGUCCCCGGACCCACUGCAGAUGCGUGUAGCACAGCAUAUUAGUUCAAACAAGGGCAGGCUCUUUAUUAACAUUUCAUUCUGAGUGCAUUUCCUUAUGCGUGAUAUAUUUAUAUCGAUACCCUAGGUUUGCAUGUUGUUAUAUGAUAUUGUGAACCUUUUACGAUUGAAAGAUAUUUCAUCUCAAGGGACGCAUUUACAUACCAAGGCUUAUAUAUUAUUCUUUCUAUUCAAAUCAUGAUUGUUUCUGGUAAAACAUGAUUACGUAUAAAACGAGGCCAUAUUGAAACAUUGGAAAGAGUGUGGUUUACAUCAAAGAAGCAUGCAAGACCUUAAUGAGAAUCUUGUGCAAUAGUUUUUGUAGUAAAAUGGUGAUCUCUUUGAGGAUUGGAGUAGAAGCCAAAUGGUGCUUUGAUUGGGUUUCGAUUAUGACGUCAUAAUGCAAUUCUUCAUCUGAUUGUGACAUUAGGAUAACCAAGACCACUUUUAGUAAUGUCGAAUAAAUAGAAUUUUCAAUUUUCAUGGGAGAGAGAAAGUGGGAGUUCAAUUCCAAGAGUUCUGAUUUGACAAAAGCAAAGGGCUUGUUAAUUGCUUUGUAUAUAAGAAUCAUUACGCCAAGUUUGAGACCAUCCUAGGGAAUGAAUUAUUUUCCCUGUUGGACCUCAUAUGACAACAAUGGUAAUACAAUGGUGAUGAAUUUUCCAUCAAUGAAAUUAAAAAAACAACUUGAUGUAUAUUAUUCUGAAUGCUUUAUUUAACAAUAAAUGGCGAAUGUUCACUUUCAUUUCUGUAAAAUCACAAAAUCACUUAUAUCAAUAGCAAACAAUACAUGUACAUGUACUUCUAUUUAGAUUUGCGUCUAGAGGCGGUAGUAAUUUUGUUGCGAAAAUCGUGAAUUAUCUCUAUAACUUUUUUUCGGAAAAAUAUGUUUUAUUCUUAAAAUGAAUAUUAAUUAUGUUAAACGUAUCUGUGUAAUAAAUGUUAUGCUGCAGAAAUUAA